AUGAGAAGCUUAGGGAAGCUGGGGCAAUGGCCCCUACUUGUAGCUGCUUUGGCAAUUUGCUUAGCAGCCAGCACUGUUUUUGCUGAUCACUCCUAUGGGUAUACUAAACCCUCACCUUCUUACAACUCUAAGAAGUACUACAAAUCACCAUCUCCGUCUAAGUAUCAUGUACCUACUCCUUACUACAAAAAACCUGGAAAAUCUGCUGAAUAUUCUCCAUCACACAAAUAUUACAAAGCACCUCUUCUUUCGAAGCACAACUAUUACAAGUCGCCAUCGCCAGUAAAAUAUUAUAAAUCACCCUCACCAGUAGUAAAAUAUUAUAAAUCACCCUCACCAGCAAAAUAUUACAAGGCGCCUACUCCUUCAAAGCAUUACUACAAGUCACCAAUUGCAAAGAAGUAUUACAAGUCACCUGCUCCUUCAAAGCAUUACUACAAGUCGCCAAUUGCAAAGAAGUAUUAUAAGUCACCUACUCCUUCAAAGCAUUACAAGUCGCCUGCUCCAUCAACGCACUACUACAAGUCACCAUCGCCGGUAAAGUACUACAAGUCACCUGCUCCUGCAAAGUAUCACAAGUCGCCAACUCCUUCAAAGCACUACUACAAGUCACCAUCGCCAGUAAAGUACUACAAGUCACCUGCUCCUGCAAAGUAUUACAAGCCGCCAACUCCUUCAAAGCACUACUACAAGUCACCAUCGCUAGUAAAGUACUACAAGUCGCCAUCGCCGGUAAAGUACUACAAGUCACCUGCUCCUUCAAAGCAUUACUACAAGUCACCAACUCCUUCAAAGCAUUACUACAAGUCGCCAUCGCCGAUAAAGUACUACAAAUCACCUGCUCCUUCACAGCACUACUACAAGUCGCCAACUCCAUCAAAGCACUACUACAAGUCUCCCGCUCCUACUAAAUACUACAACUCACCGCCACCAACAAAAUAUUACAAGUCACCAGUUUACUACAAGUCUCCACCACCACCAACUUAUUAUGUAAAAUCACCUCCACCCCCUCCGAAAUACUACGAGAAAUCACCUACAUACUACAAGUCACCUCCACCUCCUCCAAAAUACCAAUCACCUUCUUAUUACAAGUCACCUCCACCUCCACCACCAAAAUAUUAUGAGCAAUCACCAACUUAUUAUAAGUCUCCACCUCCACCUUACUAUAAAUCUCCACCACCUCCACCAAAGACCUAUGAACAAGCACCGUCAUACUAUUCACCUCCACCACCUACGAAGUACGAGCAAUCUACCACCUAUGCCUCACCUCCACCACCUACGAAGUACGAGCAAUUUGCCACCUAUGCAUCACCUCCACCACCAACCAACUACGCCUCACCUCCACCACCUACCAAGUACGAGCAAUCACUCACCUAUGCUUCACCUCCACCACCAACCAACUAUGCCUUACCUCCACCACCUACGAAGUACGAGCAAUCUGCCACCUAUGCAUCACCUCCACCACCAACCAACUAUGCCUCACCUCCACCACCUACGAAGUACGAGCAAUCUGCCACCUAUGUUUCACCUCUACCUCCAUCACCAUCUCCCCCACCAACCUACUACUGA
This is a messenger RNA of Lycium barbarum (goji berry), 1569 nucleotides long. Its product is annotated as extensin-1-like. The record is from RefSeq and is a predicted model, not a curated record. Lineage: Eukaryota; Viridiplantae; Streptophyta; Magnoliopsida; Solanales; Solanaceae. Bases 1 to 1569 code for a protein of 522 amino acids. The transcript has a single exon.